Molecule: messenger RNA, 1258 nt
Organism: Salvelinus namaycush (lake trout)
Lineage: Eukaryota; Metazoa; Chordata; Actinopteri; Salmoniformes; Salmonidae
Gene: retreg1
Product: reticulophagy regulator 1
Exons: 7
Coding region: 1-1185 (394 amino acids)
Biological process (GO): negative regulation of neuron apoptotic process; reticulophagy
Cellular component (GO): endoplasmic reticulum membrane
Source: RefSeq, a predicted model, not a curated record
AUGGCGGCGGCUGGGCACGAGGAAGGGCAGGCUGUUAUAGCGGACUGUCGCAUUUCAAACGUGAUCAACUGGAAUAAACCUUUUAGGACCACGACACUUUUUGCUGCCACCACUGCGGUGCACUGCUGGGAGAUCAUUGAUGCGGACCAGGACAGCAGAUCUGGAGCUGGGCUACAGGUCACAGACUCCUGGACGAGCUUCAAGCUCUUUCUGCAGGAGACCUCCUCCUUCAAGCAGCAGAAUCCAGGCAAGUUUUGCUUGCUGGUCUGCAGUUUGUGCACCUUUUUGGCUGUCUUAGGACGCUACAUUCCAGGUGCUCUCAUCUUAUAUGUUUUAGUGCUGGGCGUCUUCCUGUGGCCACUGAUGUCAGCGCAUGACUUUGGGUUGUGGAUGAAGCCAGUUCUGCAGAAGCUGGACUUCGGACUGGAAAGAUUCCUUCAGAAUAUCAGAGAGAAUCAUGAAAAGAGACUCCUUCUGGCACAAGCUGACCGGGAGAGUAUUGAAGCCGAUCUGUCCUCCCUUUUCCCCAAGUUGGACUCCACAGUUUGUAAGGAGAUGUCUAUAUCGGAUACAGAGGCCUCUGAUGUGACGUGGACAGACAACGGAACAUUUAACCUGUCUGAGGGACAUACGCCCCAGACUGAGAACUCAGAUGACCUAGACAGAGAAGAACUAUUCAUAGGGGGCCUCCCGGAAUUCCCCUCCUUGGACAACGGCACCAAUGGGGAGGACGAUGACGACCUGAGCAUCGGCCUACCCACCCCCCCUAUCCACCCACCCCAGCACAGCAGAGCCAAGGGGGGGUCCGAGCCCCCCCUCCAGGGGGACCCUUCCACCCAGGCCAUGGAGUUUGUCCACAAGAUGGCAGGCAAUGUCAUUGCAGCCGCCGCCACCGCUGUCAUUCAGGAGAGGCUGGAGGCCGCCAUCGGUAGCAUCAUAACCACAGACCCCCACCCCAGGUCCCUGCUGUUCCCCAACCCCACAACACUGCUGCCCCUGGACCUGGCAGAGGAGUCGUCAUCGGACAGCGAUGUGGAGGAAUUUGAGCUGCUGGACCAGUCCGAGCUGGAGCAGCUGGAAGGGGAGCUGGGCCUUGGGGCGAGCGCAGCAGUGGCGGCCAAAGAGCCCAAAAAAUCAUUGUCUUCUUCCAGUGGCUUCUUUUCAAAACUCCUGGGCCGCCAUUGAUUAGAGCAGGGGUGUCAGGAGGAUGUGGUGCAGGUCUAGUAGGGGGUUAGAGGGUAGAGGGCACGUGGAGACA